This is a messenger RNA of Aegilops tauschii subsp. strangulata, 2888 nucleotides long. RefSeq names its product probable DNA helicase MCM9. Gene Ontology annotation, biological process: double-strand break repair via homologous recombination. The record is from RefSeq and is a predicted model, not a curated record. Gene Ontology annotation, cellular component: nucleus; MCM complex. Lineage: Eukaryota; Viridiplantae; Streptophyta; Magnoliopsida; Poales; Poaceae. Gene Ontology annotation, molecular function: single-stranded DNA binding; ATP hydrolysis activity; single-stranded DNA helicase activity.
CGCCCCCUCCUAGCCGUUUCGCGCCGAAACCCCAAUCGCCGCCCAAAUGCCGCCGCCGGCGCCGCACGAGGAGUUCGAGGCCGCCGACGGCGAGGCAUACAAGUACGCAGAGCACGAGCCUAAGCUCGCCGAGUUCCUCUGCAGUUUCCACUCCGACGACCUCCGCCGCAUCCUCCUCCACCCCGAGUCCACGCUCCACUUCCCCCUCGUCAUCGACUUCGCGGAGCUCCUGGACUUCGACCCCGGCUUGGCCAAAAUACUCUACAACGACCCCAAGGGCUUCCUCCCCGCCUUCGACAUCGCCGCUCAGGGCGCCCAGAGCGAGGUGUUGCGCAUCCUCCGAAAGGGCGAGGCGUUGGGUAAUCCGGACGAGUUGAGGCCCGCUGCCGUGCAGAAGGGGUUCGUGCACGUGCGCGUCAACGUCUGCGGGUCGCCACUGGAAUUCCCUGAGUCGUCGCCGAGCAUAGGGAAGGUGAGGGUGAAGCAUAGGGGGAUUCUGCUGACAUUGAAGGGGACUGUGAUCAGAUCAGGCGGUGUGAAGAUGAUCGAGGGCGAGCGGGAGUAUCAAUGCAGGAAAUGCAACCACAGGUUUCCCUGCUAUCCUGAGCUAGAGGCUGGGAAUCGUAUAACUCUACCUGCAUCUUGCCCAUCCAUGAGAUCAAAAGGUUGUCAAAGUGCUUCUUUCCAAUUGAUAGGAGAUAGCAUAACCUGUCAUGAUUAUCAGGAAAUAAAAAUCCAAGAAAGCGUGCAACUUCUGGAUGUUGGGUCUAUACCCCGUUCCAUGCCUGUGAUUUUGAUGGAUGACCUUGUUGAUCUUGUUAAAGCUGGAGAUGAUGUCAUUGUUACGGGUAUAUUAUCUGCAAAGUGGUCCUCUGAUGUUAAGGAUGUGCGUUGCAACCUUGAUCCUAUGUUUAUUGCCAAUUAUGUGAGGAGAACUAAUGAGCUGAAGUCUGGUAUAGACAUCCCUGAGGAAAUUAUCAAGGAUUUUGAGCUUUUCUGGGCAGAAAACAGAGCUACUCCACUAGAAGGAAGAAAUAAAAUCUUGAAAGGCAUUUGUCCUCAGAUUUUUGGGUUAUUCACGGUAAAGCUUGCAGUUGCUCUUACAUUGAUUGGUGGAGUGCAGCAUGUUGAUCCUUCUGGAACAAAGGUUCGUGGCGAACCACAUAUGCUUCUUGUUGGUGAUCCAGGUACUGGUAAAUCCCAGUUUUUGAAGUUUGCUGCUAAAUUGAGCAACCGUUCUGUGAUUACAACUGGUCUUGGAAGUACCAGUGCUGGUUUGACUGUGACUGCUGUCAAGGAUGGAGGUGAGUGGAUGCUUGAGGCUGGUGCCCUUGUUCUGGCUGAUGGUGGUUUGUGCUGCAUAGACGAAUUUGAUAGUAUGCGAGAGCAUGACAGGACAACAAUACAUGAAGCCAUGGAACAACAAACAAUAAGCGUUGCAAAGGCUGGACUGGUGACAACACUCAGUACAAGGACUACUGUCUUUGGUGCCACUAAUCCAAAAGGACAAUAUGAUUCGAAUGAAUCCUUAUCCGUGAAUACAACACUUUCAGGACCAUUGUUGAGUAGAUUUGAUAUAGUUCUUGUUCUCUUGGAUAAAAAGAACCCUAAGUUGGAUGGUAUAAUUUCAUCUCAUAUAUUAGCUCAGAGCACCAAAGCAGAAGAAAACAAGGCCAGUGACGCUGCCGUAAAAAGCACCCAACCUUUGGGUAUAAAAGAGUGGACACUCCCCUGUUUGAGAAGGUAUAUCCACUAUGUAAAACAGCGGUUCAAACCGGUGCUGACAAAGGAAGCAGAAAGUGUUAUCUCAGGCUAUUAUCAGCUUCAGCGGAGAGAUGGAACACAUAAUGCAGCGAGGACAACUGUGCGUAUGCUUGAGAGUUUGAUAAGGCUGGCACAAGCACACGCAAGACUAAUGUUCAGAAAUGAGGUUACACGGCUUGAUGCUAUUGCUGCCAUAUUAUGCAUUGAGUCCUCCAUGACAACAUCUGCAAUCAUAGACGGUGAUGGAAAUGCUCUGAACUCCAAUUUCCAAGAGAACCCUGAUCAGGAAUAUAUCAAAGAGGAGCAGAAAAUCCGUGACAAGCUUGGGGAUUACCUAUACUAAUAUCUGAUGCAGCAAUACGGAGACCAAUGAGCAUACACGCAUAUCAUCUGCAGUUCUGCAUAGCAAUAUGAUUAGGUGAUCCACUCUGGUUUUGAAUCAUCAACUGCUAUGUGUCUUGGCAGUCAAUCACAAUUGAUAGGUUAGGAAGACUAAAUGAUACUUCCUCUGUAAACUAAUAUAAGAUCUUUUAGAUCACAGAGGGAGUACCAGCAUGUCCUGCAUACUGGCACAAGGCGUUAACGCCAAAUCUUUGUCAGUGAGUGGUUGAGCUUUUUUUAGCUUGUACAACGCAAGCUAAAAGAACAAAGUAAGAAUAGCUGCUUCUUGAGGAACAUGAUACGUAAGCUAAAGCACAUGCUCAUCUCAUGCAUCAUUAGCUGUCCCAAUUGACGUGUAGCUUUUCCCUUGAUAAGUGAGAUUCAACGAACUGCUACUAUUUAUGUUUUUGUUUUGGUAUGGCACCCGUUUUAAUCAUCCUUUUGCAGUUUUGUCAGAUAUGCCAAAAACACAUGUAAUGAUGAUUGCUUACCACUCUGAUGAGGAUUACACAUUAUGAAUCUUCUCGCUCAAAUUGCAACAAACUGGCUCGUGAAAUCAGGCUAUUACUUCAUAUCAAUGUCAAUCUCGUUUGUUCUUACAUAAACGGAGUGCUAAAGUUUGAAGAUGUAUACUUCAUAUUGUUUUACACGUUGUCUUGUAAAUCUCUAACAAUUUGGUAGCGCUGACUCUUGUAAUUAAGCAAAAAAGCAAACCAUCUAUAUAUCAUUAGUGUUAGAAUCCA